CCCUGGGUGUGUUGGAGUGUCCCUGAGCAAGACCACUAACCCUGAAAAUACUCCUGAUGAGUUGGUGCCUUGCAUGGCAGCCAAUCGCCAUUGGGGUGUGGGUGUGUGUAUGAAUAGUUUAUCUGGCAGAUGAUCGGCCUACCAAGUGGCCUGAUGAAUUCUCCUGGCAAACCUGCACUGGAAUUCGUCCCCGACCUGCUGGGACAGGAGGUCAAACCACGGGAGCCGUGGCAACUGUCCCGAUCUAGGACUGUGACGUUCCGGUUACCGUGCACGAAGACCCGACACAGAUCAGCUCCUCCAGCACAGGCCAGGAGACGCCGGAGUCUGACAGUUUAGCGGAAUACGGACAGGACCGGAUUCCGCUGCUGUCCUGAGAUUAAGGAGUUGAGCACUUAAGUCGUUAAUCUAAUAUGUAGGCAGGAAAAUAUACGUGUCUUCUACUUCAUUUGUGACUUUGUUGAAGUGCAGGCAUAGGUUACUGGAGUAUAAGUGUACUCAGAUUUUUCUAAUUGCUCGGUUGUAGCGUUUCCAUUUGAAAUUUAUGACGACAAUGUUAAUUUAGUUUUGACAGAAGCAUGUUUUUUUGUCCACGGGAGAAUGGACACAAACACCUUGCUCUUCUGGCUGUGAUACCAGAGGUGGCUUCAGCGUGUCCAGAGAAUGGUGAAUGAUUGGGGGAAAAUCAUGAACAGUGCUUCAGAACUCGGAGAUGGAUCGCAGCACAAGUCCAAGGGCACCUGCAGUUACCUCCUUUGGACCACCUCGCUCUUCGUGAUCGUUCUGCUCGCUGUAGCAGUCACUGGCACCAUCGUAUUCAUGAACAGUUCCCAAGCCCCGCCAAUGCCCAAUGGCCCCCCGCUCAUCAGAACCAAUCAGGGGGAGGGAAACGCCCUAGUUACCGUGGAUCGGGGCGACGGCUCCCGCAUUAACAUCUUCGUUGACCCGAACUGUCCCGACUACAACAAGAACUUCCUGCAACUAGAGGGCGCUCACACCUCCCUGCUGCACUCGCUCACCAACCACGACCGCGGGUUCAAAGGUCAGAAGGGCCAGGACCACAGCCUGCUGGUCAACCUGGCCGAGCAGCUGGGGAGGCUGUCUUCACACUCCAGCCAGCUGAAGGUGGACUACGAAUCCCUGAGACACGGCCAGGGGAGCCUGGUGCAGGAGCUCAACGUCCUCCAGACCGAGCAGGGCCGACUCAUCCAGCUGCUGUCGGAGAGUCAGGCUAACAUGGCGAAGGCGGUGACCUCGGUCAGCGAGGCGCUCCGCUCCCUGCAGAAGGAGACGGGCAGCAUCAAAAACCGACUGAAAGCUGACCUCCAGAGAGCUCCCAGCCGCGGGGCUCGUGCCAAAGCCUGCGCGGGAUCCAGGCCACGAGACUGCAGUGACGUCUAUGCCAGUGGACAGAGAGACGAUGGGAUCUAUUCCAUCUUUCCCUCACACCACCCGUCAGGGUUCCAGGCCUUCUGUGAUAUGACAACAGAUGGAGGAGGCUGGACAGUUUUUCAGCGUAGGGUGGAUGGGUCGGUCAGCUUCUUCCGCGAAUGGGAGGCGUACCGCAAUGGGUUUGGAAAGGUCAAUGGAGAACACUGGUUGGGGUUGAAGCAGAUCUACGCCUUGACCAUCCAGGCCAACUACGAGCUCCGGAUUGACCUCGAGGACUUUGAGAACAACACUGUUUUUGCACAGUAUGGGACCUUUGGAGUAGGCCUCUUCUCUGUGGACCCAGAUGACGAUGGAUACCCUCUGACCGUUGCUAAUUACUCCGGCUCUGCAGGUGACUCCUUACUGAAACACAGUGGGAUGAAGUUCACCACUAAGGACCAGGAUAACGACCACUCUGAGAAUAACUGUGCCUCCUUCUACCGCGGGGCGUGGUGGUACCGUAACUGCCACACCUCCAACCUGAACGGGCAGUACCUGAGCGGGCAGCACAGCUCCUACGCCGACGGCAUCGAGUGGUCCUCCUGGACCGGCUGGCAGUACUCGCUCAAGUCCUCCGAGAUGAAGAUCCGGCCGACCCGGGAGGAGAACAAGUGACCGGGAGUGAGUGACUGCGGGAAACACGCGGACUCAAUGAGAAACAGAGACGGGAGUCACAAACUCACUGGCUGUAGGGCAGUCUUGCGAGGACCACACUGACUGCAGGGGUGUGGCGUUGGCGGGCAAAGACUGGUUAGUAACGAAGAGUUAGUAAUUUCUCAUGAGGACCCCUCUGAUCGUACGUCUGCAGGGCUGGGUGCACUUGGGUUUCCUCUAACCUGAUCUCAAUGAUUG
Molecule: messenger RNA, 2283 nt
Organism: Conger conger (European conger)
Lineage: Eukaryota; Metazoa; Chordata; Actinopteri; Anguilliformes; Congridae
Product: fibrinogen C domain-containing protein 1-like
Exons: 8
Coding region: 664-2046 (460 amino acids)
Source: RefSeq, a predicted model, not a curated record